This is a messenger RNA of Manihot esculenta (cassava), 1741 nucleotides long. Its product is annotated as ubiquitin carboxyl-terminal hydrolase 4. Gene Ontology annotation, molecular function: cysteine-type endopeptidase activity; cysteine-type deubiquitinase activity. Gene Ontology annotation, biological process: protein deubiquitination. NCBI's taxonomy places the organism in Eukaryota, Viridiplantae, Streptophyta, Magnoliopsida, Malpighiales, Euphorbiaceae. Gene Ontology annotation, cellular component: cytosol; nucleus. The transcript is spliced from 6 exons. Bases 258 to 1382 code for a protein of 374 amino acids. The record is from RefSeq and is a predicted model, not a curated record.
AUAAUAAUAAGAAAGACAGACAAUUCUUUCCUGUGUUCAUUUUUUCAUUCUCUUUGGUUCUACUCUCUCAAAGCGAAGCAAACCCUCGUCUCCUUCCAUCACCUGCAAAAUUCCCAUAUUCAAAGCAAAACCCUAAUAGCAAUCCAACACAUAGCCGUUGGAAGGAGACCGAUGCUGCCGGAGAAGAGUUGUUGAUGGAAAUUGUUGAAUCGGACAAGGGACUGACAGAGAUCUGAGUCUAGUCAAUCGAUGCACUAAUGGGUGCUGCUGGCUCCAAACUCGAGAAAGCUCUUGGCGAUCAGUUCCCUGAAGGCGAGCGAUACUUUGGCCUUGAGAAUUUUGGCAACACUUGCUAUUGUAACAGCGUCUUGCAGGCACUUUACUUCUGUGUACCAUUUCGAGAACAAUUACUAGAAUAUUAUGCUAAUAACAAAAAUACUGGGGAUGCCGAAGAGAAUCUCUUGACAUGCUUAGCAGACUUAUUUACGCAGGUAAUAACUCCUCAGAUAAGUUCACAGAAGAAGAAAACAGGUGUAAUUGCUCCAAAGCGUUUUGUACAGAGAUUGAAAAAACAAAAUGAGCUUUUCCGCAGCUAUAUGCAUCAGGAUGCUCAUGAAUUUUUAAAUUUUCUGCUAAAUGAACUUGUUGACAUACUGGAGAAGGAGGCUCAAGCUGCAAAAAGUGAUCCAGAAACUUCAUCCCCUCCUGAAAAGAUUGCAAAUGGGCCAAACAAUAGUCAAGCAAAUGGUGUUUCAAAGGAGCCUUUGGUUACAUGGGUGCACAAAAAUUUUCAGGGAAUUCUCACCAAUGAGACAAGAUGUCUGCAGUGUGAGACUGUUACAGCAAGAGAUGAAACAUUUUUUGACUUGAGCCUUGAUAUUGAACAGAAUAGUUCAAUAACAAGCUGUUUGAAAAAUUUUAGCUCCACAGAGACUUUGAAUGCAGAGGAUAAGUUUUUUUGUGACAAGUGCUGCAGUUUGCAAGAAGCUCAGAAGAGGAUGAAGAUAAAGAAACCCCCACACAUCCUGGUCAUCCAUCUGAAGAGGUUCAAAUACAUUGAGCAGCUGGGUCGGUACAAGAAGCUAUCUUAUCGAGUUGUCUUCCCACUUGAGCUGAAGCUGAGUAACACAAUGGAAGAUGCAGAUAUUGAAUACUCAUUAUUUGCAGUAGUUGUUCAUGUUGGGAGUGGGCCCAAUCAUGGACACUAUGUCAGCCUUGUGAAAAGCCAUAAUCACUGGCUAUUUUUUGAUGACGAAAAUGUGGAAAUGAUUGAUGAGUCUGCUGUGCAGACAUUUUUUGGGUCAGCGCAGGAAUAUUCGAGUAAUACGGAUCAUGGGUACAUCUUGUUUUACGAGAGCCUUGGUGCUAGUAGCAAGAGUUGAGAAGAGGGAGCUUUGGUUUUACAAGUAGGCAUUUUAAUCAUUUGAACCAGCUUUAUCUUUUGCUUAUAUUUCAGUUAUUAUUGUUUUCCUUUGCCUUUUGUCCUUCAACCACUGGGACUCUCGAAUUUAUGUAUCUGAGCCGAUAUGGGUUGUGAAAGAGAUGUAUACUUGGGUUGUUUCCCUGUAAAGUGGAUGGUGGAAGCACAUAGUCCCUUUUUUUAAAAGAACUUUUCAGAAUAAGAAGAAAGAAGAUCAGUGUAUAUGGUGUGAGAGAAAUCCACAGACGCUUGUAUUCUUCAGGGUUGAGAAUGUUUAAUCAAACAUUAGAAGUGCAAUCCAAUUGGAAUUGCUCGGAGCUA